Caenorhabditis elegans is the source of this 1126-nucleotide messenger RNA. It is a transcript of the gene fat-7, whose product is annotated as Delta(9)-fatty-acid desaturase fat-7. Gene Ontology annotation, biological process: fatty acid metabolic process. Gene Ontology annotation, molecular function: palmitoyl-CoA 9-desaturase activity; acyl-CoA desaturase activity; stearoyl-CoA 9-desaturase activity. The transcript has 5 exons. Gene Ontology annotation, cellular component: membrane. Bases 16 to 1032 code for a protein of 338 amino acids. NCBI's taxonomy places the organism in Eukaryota, Metazoa, Nematoda, Chromadorea, Rhabditida, Rhabditidae. The record is from RefSeq and is marked reviewed.
AAAACAAACGGUAAAAUGACGGUAAAAACUCGCGCGAGCAUUGCCAAGAAGAUUGAAAAAGAUGGUUUGGACUCUCAAUACCUGUUCAUGGAUCCAAAUGAAGUCCUGCAAGUCCAAGAGGAGAGCAAAAAAAUUCCAUACAAAAUGGAAAUAGUGUGGCGUAACGUGGCUCUCUUUGCUGCUCUGCACGUCGCCGCAGCCAUUGGACUUUACGAGCUUGUCUUCCAUGCUAAAUGGCAAACGGCCGUCUUCUCAUUUGCUCUCUAUGUGUUCUCAGGAUUCGGUAUCACAGCUGGAGCCCAUCGUCUCUGGUCUCAUAAAUCAUACAAGGCAACCACACCAAUGAGAAUCUUUUUGAUGCUCUUGAACAACAUUGCUCUUCAAAACGACAUCAUUGAAUGGGCUCGUGAUCAUCGUUGCCAUCACAAGUGGACUGAUACAGAUGCUGAUCCACAUAACACCACCCGUGGAUUCUUCUUCACUCACAUGGGAUGGCUUCUUGUGCGUAAGCAUCCACAAGUUAAGGAGCAUGGAGGCAAACUCGACCUAUCUGAUCUAUUUAGCGAUCCAGUUCUUGUAUUCCAGAGAAAGCACUAUUUCCCACUGGUCAUUUUGUUUUGUUUCAUUCUUCCAACAAUUAUCCCCGUUUAUUUCUGGAAGGAGACAGCAUUCAUUGCGUUUUACGUAGCUGGAACAUUCCGUUAUUGUUUCACACUUCACGCCACUUGGUGCAUCAACAGCGCUGCUCACUAUUUUGGUUGGAAGCCAUACGAUACUUCUGUUUCCGCCGUUGAGAACGUCUUUACCACAGUUGUAGCCGUUGGUGAAGGAGGUCACAAUUUCCACCACACAUUCCCACAAGACUACAGAGCAUCUGAAUAUUCAUUGAUAUACAAUUGGACCCGUGUUCUUAUUGAUACUGCAGCUGUUCUUGGUCUUGUCUACGAUAGAAAAACAAUUGCCGAUGAGUUUAUCAGCCGGCAGGUUGCCAAUCACGGAAGUGAAGAAUCAAGAAAAAAAUCGAUCAUGUAAAUUCAUUAUCAUUACGCGUUGGUUGUCCAUAAAAGUUUUAAUUGAAGCAAAAAAUAAUUAAUUUAUUCCUGAAUAAAUUUGGUUAAUUCUAUGU